AUGAUACGCCCCACCAACUCGGACCUCAACCAGUGUCGGGUGAGUCUCCUGUCUAAGCAUGGCUAGAAAUAUGAAAAGCUCCUCAGUAGUGUGAUAUUGUCAUUUAUGAAUUCAAACCAAGCAUUCACAGUUGAUGAUAUUGAGAGGAAAUUUAUAGUUAAGCUUUCGUCCACCUCCUAAGGUUCCUCCGAAAAAUUGCCUUCAGCCUAUUCUAACUCUAUAAAUUUCAAGAAUAUGUCUCCAAAUAAAGGAGAGUAAAUUUAAAAGCCAGAUAGAAAUGGGAUGAUGACAACUGUUUUAACACCAAGAAAAAAUGAGGAUAUGUAUAACUAGGGCUCAAUUGAAAGGAAUCAAAAUAACAGUAUCAGUAAGGGAGACAAUAGAAAUAUCAACUCCUCUUAAUAUCUUAAAAAUAAACGGUACACUCUGCAACUUUCUCCCCUUGAGGCAUAAUAAAGAGCAGCUUCCAAGACUAAUCAAUCUCAUAGUAUAAAUCUUAGAGCAUCUGCAGGAUCAAAUAAUGAACAUUACUCUCGAACAUUUGCCAAAUCUCAUACAAGAGAUCAUAAUAAUCAUGAUGCAAAGCUCUAAAAUCUGGCACUCUCCCCAUAAAAUGAUUAUUCGCUUAUGAGUGGAAAUGGAAACGACUACAGUCCCUUCCUGAAUAAGGCUAAAUUAUAUCAAAACGUCCAGAAUAAGAAUAGCACCAUAGACAAACUAAAUAAUACGAUUACUUUUGAGAAUAAUCUGCACAACCAGUUCAUGAAGACACAUGCAACAUUUAAGUCAUCUGCACAGAAUCCUCUUAACAAGAUUUAAUUCUUCAACAACUCAUAGAUGUAUGAUAAUCUUUAUGAUAUUUCACCAAACAAUAAAACUCCAGGAGGUAGUAAUCCGAUGAAUUCCACAGCUUAGAGUAGCUUUUAUCUGACUAAGCGUAAGAAGAACUACACAAUGUGGGACAUUAUCACACUUCAAGACUCCUAUAAGGCUAAAAUAGAUGAGAAUUUUGAGAAACAGUAAAAACGCGAUCAUCUUUAAUAACUAGCUCAUUUCAAUAAAUUGCAAUAGCAGUCUAAGUAAAACCAAAUGGAGACUACUAUAAGUUAUCAAAAGAGAUAGGAGUAGAAAGAGUUAAAAAAGUACAUGGACACAAAUAAUGCUAUUGAGGAAAUGUAUAGACUACAGAGACUCCAAAACUUGUAGUAAGUUUAAAAGGAUAAUCUUCAGAAGCAUCAUCUUAGAACCAGUAAAAAUAACUUGGAGUUGCUGUAAAAUAAUCUAACUGAGUAGUAGACAUAAGAGAAUGCAGAGAUGAUGUUUGAGUAGAAUAAACUUAGAGAGCAGUAAAGAAUACAGUUUAAGAAAAUGUAGAUGAGAUAAGAGCUCUUGACUGAUAUCAAGGAGAAAAAGAAUAGCAAAAAGAACUUUGAGAAACUUGACAAGACUGAGGAGAUUGUGAGUUUAUAGGAGGUGAAAAAGCAGAUGGAUUAAAGAGAUUAGAAUUUAAGAGAUCAUUUGAAUAAGAUUCAGCAAAGGGAUGAUUUACUUUAAAAGUACUAUCAAAAACCUUAGAUCAAGACCCAUUCAUAGAAUGAGUAUCUAAAGACCAAAGAGAUAGAUGAUAUCAUAAAGAAAUAAGAAGCUGAGGUUAAGAGAUAGGAGUAGGAACGAGAAAGAGCUAAGGCCUAAAGGAAAAGGUAGAUGAUCCAGGAGAUGGUAACAACUAAUAAAAUAUUCGAGAAUUAAAGUGUCAACUCCACAAUGAACAGAACAUUCAUGAGAUAAACUACGAGUGAUCUAGAAUCCUAGAAUGCGGCUAUAAUGAUGAAUGAGCAUUAGAUUGCGUUUAAUAAAAGAAAUAACGAUUUAAUGAAUAAGACUUCACUCAGAGAUGAACUAUAGAGAUAAAUGAUAGAGAAAGAACAAAGAAGAAUUUAGGAAAAGCUAACUGUAGAGGAUAAAUAGUUUGCUACUAGCAAGAAACUUCUGAUGAGAUCUAUAAGCCCAGACUUGAUGGGUUCAAAAGGUUUCGACCAGUUGGAAAACGAGGAUCAGAGGGUGGCAGAAGAGAUUGACAGACUUAAUCGUCUUUUAAAAUGA
This is a messenger RNA of Stylonychia lemnae, 2103 nucleotides long. The record is from the annotation of a GenBank genome assembly. Lineage: Eukaryota; Ciliophora; Spirotrichea; Sporadotrichida; Oxytrichidae.